AUGGUAACAAAUAAAGAGGAGGAAUUAAGGCGAAGGUUUGCAGAACUCCAACAAUGCAAACAGCAAUUGGAUUUUGAAAGGCAACAAUUUGCCAAUGAGGCUAAACUUCAUACAGAACAAUUUAAUAUGGAAGUUCAGCGACAAAAGGAGGAGUUCAAAGCUGAAUAUGCAAAUCUUUUGCAGCAAAAAGAGGAAUUAAAUAACGGCUUUUUAGAGCUUAAGCGACAGAAAGACUUGCAGGCGCAAAUCCUUAAAAAUCAAGAAUCAGAGUUAAAACGCCGCCAUGAUGACCUUCAGCAUCAGAUUGAUGAAUUUAAUAAGACGCGAGACACAGCAUUGCCUGAACAGCGAACAAUAGUUUCUCUUAAGACACAAGUAUCGUGUAUUAAAGAGCAGCCUUUGAUAAGCGAAAACAAAUGUGAUAAAAUUAAUGAUACGGUUCAAGUUAUUGCACAAGUUGAGGCGAUUACAAGUAAUGAAGUCACUUCACUUCACAAUCCAUCUGAAGAUCGAGAAAAUAUUGCAUCAAAAGCACGACCUAGGAAUAUUACAUCGAUAUCAAGUAUAAUUCCUCAAAAACGAUUACAGCAGAGUUCGCAAGGAUCCAAUGUAUGGGAUGUGGACGAUGAUGAUUUGCCAUCGCCAUUUAUAAAGCAAAGAAAGAAAAUAGGAGUGGAUCGAUCUUCGAAAAGACUCGGACUGGACG
This is a messenger RNA of Racocetra fulgida, 706 nucleotides long. The record is from the annotation of a GenBank genome assembly. NCBI's taxonomy places the organism in Eukaryota, Fungi, Glomeromycota, Glomeromycetes, Diversisporales, Gigasporaceae.